Messenger RNA from Micropterus salmoides (largemouth bass), 5193 nucleotides. Its product is annotated as UDP-glucuronosyltransferase 2A2-like. The record is from RefSeq and is a predicted model, not a curated record. The transcript has 9 exons. NCBI's taxonomy places the organism in Eukaryota, Metazoa, Chordata, Actinopteri, Centrarchiformes, Centrarchidae. Gene Ontology annotation, molecular function: UDP-glycosyltransferase activity. Bases 92 to 2320 code for a protein of 742 amino acids.
UCUACUUUGUUUAGUUAAUGAUUAUUUCUCUAGGAGCACCUUUUAAAAAGGAUCGGGAGACAGCAGACUUUCCCAGUGACAAACAGGCACCAUGAAGCUGGGACGGCGUCUCUCUGUUUGUGUCCUGCUGGUACUUUCUGUGACAUGGAGCACAAAUGCAGGGAACAUUUUGGUGUGGUACACUGAAGGCAGCCACUGGAUUAACAUGAAGCAUGUGCUGGAGACGCUGAUCGACAGGGGACACCAGGUGACGGUUCUUGUCCCCAGCGUGUCGAUGUUCAUGAACAGCAGUGAGUCUUCCCGCUUUCGCUACGAACCCUUCAACGUCUCCGUCUCUACGGAGGUCAUAAAGGAGUUCAUAGAAGAGUUCCUUCAUUUCUCCAUGUACGAGAUGGAUCAUAUGAGCUACUUGCAGAUUUACAUCAGAUUCAUCAGUCUGAUGAAGUUCAACCAAAAUUACACUUUGAAGAAUUUGGACGGCGUGGUGAAAUCAGAAACCAUCAUGAAGAAGCUGAAGGUGGGAAAUUAUGACCUUCUCCUGGCUGAUCCCGCCUACGCCGGCAGUGACUUAGUAGCAGAGAUUUUGGGCAUCCCCCUGGUCUUCUCCCUGCGCUUUUCUCUAGCCCAUAACUGGGAGAGACAGUGUGGUCAGCUACCAGCUCCACCUUCCUUUGUCCCCGGCGCAAUGAGCAAACUGACUGACAAGAUGGACUUCUCCGAGAGAGUGUGGAACUUCCUCUUCUACGCACUGCAGGAUUUUGUGAUCUAUAAUAUUUUUUGGAAAGAACUAGAUAAAUAUUACUCUGAAGUCAAAGACGGCAGCCACUGGAUUAACAUGAAGCAUGUCCUGGAGACGCUGAUCGACAGGGGACACCAGGUGACGGUUCUGGUCCCCAGCGUGUCGAUGUUCAUGAACAGCAGUGAGUCUUCCCGCUUUCGCUAUGAACCCUUCAAUGUCUCCGUCUCUAUGGAGGUAAUUGAGGAGUUCAUGGAAGAGUUCCUUCAUUUCUCCAUGUACGAGAUGGAUCAUAUGAGCUACUUGCAGAUUUACAUCAGAUAUAUGGAAAUGAUGAAGGUCGAUCUGCAGUAUUCUUUGAAGCAGUUGGACGGCGUGGUGAAAUCAGAAACCAUCAUGAAGAAGCUGAAGGAAGGAAAUUAUGACCUUCUCCUGGCUGAUCCCCUCUAUGCAGGCAGUGACUUAGUAGCAGAGAUUUUGGGCAUCCCCCUGGUCUUCUCCCUGCGCUUUUCUCUAGCCCAUAACUGGGAGAGACAGUGUGGUCAGCUACCAGCUCCACCUUCCUUUGUCCCCGGUGCAAUGAGCAAACUGACUGACAAGAUGGACUUCUCCGAGAGAGUGUGGAACUUCCUCUUCUACGCACUGCAGGAUUUUGGGAUCGAUAAUAUUUUUUGGAAAGAACUAGAUAAAUAUUACUCUGAAGUCAAAGGAACACCCACCAGUGCCUGUGAAGUGAUGGGUAGAGCAGACAUCUGGUUGAUGCGAACCUACUGGGAUUUUGAUUUCCCUCGCCCUUUACUUCCUAACUUCAAAUUUGUUGGUGGGAUCCACUGCAGACCUGCUAAACCUUUACCAGAGGAUAUGGAAAAGUUUGUGCAGAGUUCUGGAGACGCUGGCAUCGUGGUCUUCAGUUUGGGAUCAUUCAUCAACAACGUCACUACAGAGAAGGGAAACAUGAUCGCCUCAGCCCUCGCUCAGAUCCCACAAAAGGUGCUGUGGAGAUACCGUGGAGAAAAACCAAAGACGCUGGGUGCCAACACCAGAAUAUACGACUGGAUCCCUCAGAAUGACCUAUUGGGUCACCCCAAGACCAGAGCUUUCAUCACACAUGGCGGCACAAAUGGGAUUUAUGAGGCCAUCUACCACGGUGUUCCCAUGGUGGGCAUCCCCAUGUUCGGUGACCAGCCAGACAACAUGAUCCACAUGAAGGCUAAGGGAGCUGCAGUUACUGUAGACUUGAACUUCAUGAACACAGAGGACCUUAGAGAUGCAGUCAAUGCUGUCAUCAACGAGAAAUCGUACAAGGAGAAUGUCAUGCGGCUGUCCAGUAUCCACCAUGACAGACCAAUGAGUCCUCUGGAUGAGGCGGUGUUCUGGAUCGAGUUCACCAUGAGAAACAAAGGGGCCAAGCACCUGAGGGUUCAGGCCCACGAGCUCACCUGGUACGAGUAUCACAGCCUGGAUGUUGUGGCCUUCCUCCUUGCCAUCAUACUGUUCUUGAUAUUCAUCUUCAUUAAGACCUGCAGUUUCUGCUUCCGGAGGUGCUGUGGCAGAAAGGGAAAGACAAAGACAAAGGCUGAGUAACUGAUGGAACUGAAAUGUAGUUGGUAAAGAACAGACUGGUGAAAAAACAACCUUUAUAUAACAGUUCACCAGUUUUCCUGCUGGUGUAAAGCAGAUAAUGUAACCACAAAGCUCUGGACUGUGUGACAAUUACUGGCUUGGGACGAGUUAUUGUUACUACUUUUAAACAACUAAUUAUAAUUGUUAAAAAAUUAAGACAUUCAUGAGAACAGUGGCCUGUACUACAAAGGGAGUUCAGCCUACUCAGAGUUAAGUCGGGGUUAUCAGGCAAACUCAGGGUUGACAAACUCUGACUGCCUACACUGGAGUUAAACGGUACUACGACGGUAGGUAAGAUGUUGGUUAGUUGAGUCCGUGUUAACCCGGUGUCAACUUAAUCAGAGUUGGUGCGCGUUCUCACAAAAGGGGUGUGUUCGGCGGUGUAGAUAGAGGUUUUCACAACGGCGCACGCUCCGUAUUUACCACAGUAGAAUGCACGUUGAUUGUGUCGGGAUUGUGUAAUAUGAUUAAGAUAUAAAGGUAAAACUGCACAUAAGGUCCAUUGUAGGUUUGAUAAUCCGAGACGAGAGGGGGUUGUAGCCAAUUCUGUGGUCUGGUCGCCGCCACACAGACCACUGGUCGCUACCACAGUCUCUGAGGGAAGGCUCCUUUCUGUUCCUUUUUACACAAUCUGUGGCUGUACACAUUAAAAGAGGUCAGUUUCAAGGUUUUAUACAGUCUAUGGUUCCAAAGUAGACCUAAAGUGACCUUAGAUCAUUUAAAUUAUCAACUGGCAGAUGAUACUUCUUUUUUUUGUCUAAUAGAGAGGAAUGAAUCAAAGCAAUUAGAUGUGUUGAGGAAUUUUCUACUGUAUUAGGCUUAAGAAUUAACUUGAACAAAUCUGUUUAUUAGGCUACCACUUAAGGAAUGUGAACUAUCAGAAGUUAAUGGUAUCCCUGUGAACCCAGUUAUAUACCUGGGUGUGAUAAUGAAAAACUCUGCAAUAACCUAAACUUCAGCCCUAUGAUUAAACAAAUAAUGAAAAAGGUUCAACAAGUUAUCAAACUUUUAUAAAUAAGCUGUAAUGGCCUGGAAAUGAAUAGAUAGUAUUUUAUUCGCACGAUUGCCGUUAUUCAAUUCAAAAACACCAAAGUAUGAAGAAGACAUCACGAACCAGACUUAAUCUUUUAAUUUGGAGCCAGGCAAGAGAGGGCAUGAUACGAGGCUCCACAGUCUUGGGUCGCUGCCACUAGGGGCGCUAAGGAUAGUGGUCGCUGCCACACUGACCACUGGUUGCAGUUGGUUAUAUCUACUGUAAUACUUUAUCAUAAUUCUUUGUUAAAUAUACUAUGUUAUGCCUACUCUUAUUGUUGCACUAUAUAUUUCGGUUUGCGUGGUUAUAGUCUAUCUACAGUAACAAAUAUAUCUAGAUCAUAAUACUUUGUUAAAUAUAGCCUACUAAUUUUUGAUUAUAACUAUAUUCUUAUUGUUAAAAUCAGUCUAGCUUGGAUUCAACCAACAAGUCGUCAUCAUGACUCACCACACUUUCCUUCACAGGUGACAUCACUGGCCUUCUUCAAAGAUAGAGAUUUAUUACUGUAGGUUAACCACACAAACUGCAAUAUACAGUGCAACAAUAAGAAUAUAGGCAUAAUCGAUAAUAUUGUAGGCUAUAUUUAUCAAAGUAUUAUGAUCUAGAUAGAUGUAUUAGCCUACUGUAGAUUGGCUACAACCACACAAACUGCAAUAUACUGUAGGCCUACAGUGCAUCAAUAAGAGGCAUAAUUGAUAAUAUAGUAUAUUUUACAAAGUAUUGUGAUCUAGAAAGAUGUACACACUUUCAUUCACAGGUGAUAACACAGGGCUUGUUAUAGGCAAGGACUAAAGAUAGAUAGAUGUAGGCUAUUACUGUAGGUAUAACCACACAAACUGCAAUAUAUAGUGCAACAAUAAGAAUAUAGGCAUAAUCGAUAAUACAUUAACAAAGAAUUAUGAUAAAGAUGUAUUACAGUAGUUCCCAUACACACACACACACACACAGCAGUCCAUUACUUGUCCCUGAUGUCUGUGAUAUUGCAACAAAUAUUGCCGCUGCAAGGAAUUGUGGGACGGCAUUCUCUCCUUUCCUUUGUAACGGAUGGUCCGGUGUACCCUAUGCUAAAGGUGAUAUGAAAGGAAGCAUUGAAAUACUUCAGGUUCACUUCACUCAGUUAGGAACCUUCCUAAGCAAAAAAGACUUUUCAAACGCAGCCCUCGGGUAACACCUAUUCACCUUUCGUAAUACGGGUUAACCGGGAAGAUACACCCGACGACUGACAAAGUUACUCCUGAAGUUACCUGGAUAAGACCGUUAUCUCGCUGCGUAGUACAGGCCACAGGUUACAGUGUCUAAUAUUGUCGUUUAACUGCUUUCUUUAAGUAGUCAUCUGCAUGAUAAAGAUGAGCAACAGUUUUGUCACCAUAAACUCAAGUUCAGUCUGGCCUGAAAAACAGUUCCUCUCUACACAGACAAACCAUUUAUUCUGUCCAAUACAGUAUGUGGAAAGUCUUCUUGUUUGCUCCUUCAUGUAUCACCAGUGAUUUCUUCAAUUGCUGACAGGUGUGCACUAAUUAGCAUAACUGCACCUGUAGCCAAUUUCACAUUAAAAGCUUUCAUUCAUUGGGUGGUGUAACUUAAAAAAAGAAACCACACACAAAGGGAUUUCAUUCUGUGCCUUUACUUUGAUAAUUCUGAUGAUACCCCACCCCUUCAUGUUUUCUUAGUACACAACAGUGCAAUCACAGAUAUGUAUAAAGGCAUUGACACAUGGGCUGCAAAUUAAAAUUUAACAUACAGAAAAUAUUGCAUUAAUAUAAAUCAAGUGAUGUAAUAAUACUAAAAAAACAAAAAAACA